AUGCCUCUACCUUCGACUGAUGGUUGGUUGAACAUUGAAAAAGAAUUUGACAAAUUUUGGAAUUUUCCUAACUGCGUAGGUGCCAUAGAUGGCAAACAUAUAGCUAUUCAAUGUCCACCAAAUUCAGGAUCUAGUUAUUACAAUUAUAAAGGACACCACUCUAUUAUUCUUCAAGCAGUAGUUGACGCCAACGCAAAGUUUAUAUUCAUAGAUGUAGGUGAUUUCGGUCGUAACAGUGAUGGAGGAAUUUUAAAAGAAUCAAAUUUUGGAAAACUAUUGGACAAUAAUAAACUACUUUUACCUCCACCGAGAAAAAUUCAUGAAGAAGUCGAAGAUGAAUUCCCAUUUGUAUUUGUUGCGGAUGAAGCGUAUCCGUUAAAAAAAAAUUUGAUGAAGCCAUUUGCAAGAAAACAAUUGACAAAUCCGAAGCGAAUUUAUAACUAUCGUCAAUCACGAGCGAGAAGAAUAGUAGAGUGUGCUUUUGGUAUUCUAACAAAACGAUUUAACGUAUUUGAAAAUAAAAUGUUAGUUAAUCCGGAGAAAGCUACAAUCAUAACUCAAGCUGCUUGUGUACUUCACAAUUUAAUUAUGGAAAAAGAACAUAAUCUAACUGACAUUCAUAAUGAAAUGGAAACAACCUCAUCACGGGUAAACCAACAAGACAUCAUCAACAAACCUACAAAUCGCAGACCACCAAGAGAUGCUAUAGAUAUUCGUGAAAAGUUUAUGAAAUAUUUCAACUCUGAAAAAGGAUCAGCUCCAUGGCAAAAUGUAUAUACUGUUUAA
This is a messenger RNA of Macrosiphum euphorbiae (potato aphid), 786 nucleotides long. NCBI's taxonomy places the organism in Eukaryota, Metazoa, Arthropoda, Insecta, Hemiptera, Aphididae. The record is from the annotation of a GenBank genome assembly.